AUGCAGACCGAACUGGUGGUACUCAUAUUCUUCUGCUGCCGCCUCAGCGGUAAAGAAGCGAGCUGCGAUGAACAGUUGGUGUACAAGAUGACAAACAUAGAGUGCGUCGGAAACCCGGAGCGUGUGAAAAAUAUCUCCUGCAAUCUAAAAGCCGUCAACUGGACUAGGGCCAUCGCUAACAUGGAUUGUUACCUCCCCGUCCCACUGUAUAACCCUGUGAUUCGGUUGCAGCUCUUCAAGAGGGACUAUAGCAACCAGUGGAAGCCUUUCCUGGUGGAUGUGUCUGUUAACGUAGGUGACGUGAUAUCUAGGAGGAGCUUCCUGCCCUACGGUGUCAUCAUGUGGAAGAUGUUGCAGCGUUUCACAAACGUCAACCACUCCUUCCCGAUUUCGGGUCACCUAUUUGCCCGGAAUGGUUAUCUGGACCCAUCAUUAGUACCACCCUUUCCACUUGGCCUCUACCAGGUGAGUGCCGUUAUCGUGGAUAGGAAUUCCGGCAUUAGCGAGUACGUGGGCACCGUCAAGUUCUAUUUGCAGUCCAUGUUGCCGGUGAAGAACAAGAAAAGGCCCAGACCUAAGGCCCAGGAGUCCUAAGAUA
Molecule: messenger RNA, 598 nt
Organism: Drosophila persimilis
Lineage: Eukaryota; Metazoa; Arthropoda; Insecta; Diptera; Drosophilidae
Exons: 3
Coding region: 1-594 (197 amino acids)
Source: RefSeq, a predicted model, not a curated record